AUGGCUGAUAAGACAGUUGAUAUCACAGCUCUUUCAUCUUUCAAGUCCGAAGAGGAACCGAUGUUGACCACGGGAAUAUCUACCCCUGGCUGCACCUGGAUCUUCACAUACGAAGUGGAGAAGGAGCAACUUUCAGUCCAAUGGGAGAGGAAAUCCGCUCAGCAAAGGAACGUAACCCAGUCUUCUAAGGCUACCGUCCAAGUCUUUCUAAGCAGCGGCCAAACUCACUUUGCCUCAUCGUCUCCAUACAUCGAAUAUACGGCCUACUUUUUAAAUCGAACCGGAGCAGACGUUUUCAAAUUCCCUAAACCAAGGCGGCUUCGGGGCCGCUGGAUUUUCUUCAAGGUUUCUGGGCCUCCUUCGAUACUCGGUAUCGAACCAUCAGAGCAUCUCAAUGAGAUCGAUGAAGCUAUCAAAGAGAUGGAUGCCUUGCGCAUUCUCAUAAAGAAAGCAACCGACGACCAUGUUGCAGAAGUCGCUCGUCUCAACAGUUCUUUGUCUCAGGCCCACGAUUCGGUCAAAGGCCAGGAGAAAGUAAACGCACGACUUCUCAAAGAGAUAGAGCAGCUGCAGAAGGACCUCGACACUGUAGAUGAAGAGUAUGAUACUCUGCAAGACAAGUUCCGGACUGUCGAGGCGUCUAACAAGAAUCUGGAGACGGAGAAGACCGGUUUGGAGCAACAGGUCGACAACAUCACUGCGAUCAAGCAGCAGCUUGACUUGGACAACACCACAUUGCAGGACAGGGUCAAACUUCUCGAAGGCACUGUUGCCGAUUUACAGAAACGCGACGAGAACGAUAAACGCGAAAUUGCCACUCUGAAAGGAUCUAUCACCAGUCUCGAGACCAAUGUACAGAAUCUCGAAACUACCAAGAAGACUCUCGACAAAAAGCUCGCUGCUGCACAAAGACGCAGCGACAGUCUCCAGGCAGAUGUCAGCAGCCUUACAGAGCUCAAAGAGUCCUUCGAAAAUAAAAUUUCCGCUCUUACACAAACCAACAUCGAGCUCUCAGCUUCCAACAUGCUUCUGACUCAGAAGAACGCCGAACUCAUAGAACAGGUCGAUAAACUCGAAGCUGAUCGAUCUUCUCUCGUCAAAGAAGCCAGAGACGCCAAGGUCAACGCAGAGAACGCGCAGAGACAACUUCAGAAGGCCAACAUGGAUGUUGAAACCACUAAAUCCAAGUUGGAAGCGGAGAUACAACAGGCGUCUGACCUCCAAUCGAAGUAUACGACGACGACCCUUAAAAUCGAACAUCUGGAGAAUGAUCUUGCAAUCAUGACCGAGAAACAACGAGACAGCGACGAUUGGCGUUCUUCUGCUUGUCAGACCAUUGAACAGUUACAGAAGGAGCUACAAGAGGCAGGCGAGAGGGAACUUAACUACGAUCCAAACCGCUUGUACAAGCAACUUGACGAAGAGAAGAAGGGUCGUGCUGCCGAUAUUGAAAGCCUUAGUGCCGCCCUCGAGGAGCAAAAGGAACUCAGCGAACAGAAGACAUUGCGAAUCAGCGAUCUUGAAUCCGAAGCUGCCGCUCGACUCGCGGACAUACGGGGCCUGGAAAAGCAAAUCGGUGAACAUCUUGCCAAAAUAGCCACUAUGGAAGCCAAAAUUUGUCAACAGGCGAACGACCUCGAUGAAUUCCGAAGGCAAUUAGCUGAAGACCGAGCUGCCAAUAACAAGCUUCAAGCGGAAUUGAACGACAAGAUAUCCCAGAUUACGGUCCUAGAAAACCAGCAACAGCAUGAUGCCUGGGUGCUUCAGGGCGUCAGAAACGAUUUGGCCACCGCCCAAGGCAACUUACAAUCCCAACAGAGGAUCUCUCAGAACCUUCAGUGUAGCCUUUACUCCGAGCAAAAUACGAGUUCAUCACUCCGCGGCGAAGCUGCGCGUUUGCAAACGGACUACAACUCCCUGUAUGCCAACUACACCUCCAUGCAGAAAAACUUCAAACGGCUCUCCAAAGAAUACGAUGGACUUAGCGAACGCGCAUCACACGAGGAUUGCGUGCAGGGAGAUGAUGUCUUGAGUCUUGUCAGGCAUAACAAUCACAAGCUGGAAGUACUUCGUUGGCAAUAUAAAAAGGUAUUUUCAGAGGGGAGACACAUGUACGCUCGGAUGCGCGACGGAUCGCGUAGUCGUCCAGGAUCGGUCACAUCGACCAAGACUUAUUAA
Molecule: messenger RNA, 2178 nt
Organism: Psilocybe cubensis
Lineage: Eukaryota; Fungi; Basidiomycota; Agaricomycetes; Agaricales; Agrocybaceae
Exons: 3
Coding region: 1-2178 (725 amino acids)
Source: RefSeq, a predicted model, not a curated record